Trichophyton rubrum CBS 118892 is the source of this 504-nucleotide messenger RNA. RefSeq lists its product as uncharacterized. NCBI's taxonomy places the organism in Eukaryota, Fungi, Ascomycota, Eurotiomycetes, Onygenales, Arthrodermataceae. The transcript has a single exon. The record is from RefSeq and is a predicted model, not a curated record. Bases 1 to 504 code for a protein of 167 amino acids.
AUGUCUACCGAGCUUGUCUCUACUGUUGCAGGGGCAGGCCUCUUGCGUUUCUUUUGGUUAGCGUCACCCGCAGUCUGGUGCUCCGCGAGUGUUUGUCGAAGGUCACCCAGCAUAUUCCAGAGCGAUAACGCAGCCGUUUCAGCAGACUUUAUCAGGUCUUCAGUCUCGUCUGUGGGUAAAGUCUCGCCAUUGAGUACAGUGAGACCCUUCUGUAGCUUAAUCCGGGAGUUUAGCAACGCAUCGAACGUAAGUCUCUGUUGCUUCACAGCUGCACCUUUAACAGCAUCAGCUUUAGCAGCCUGUGAUAUUGAUGCGGUCACAAUCUCAUCCCCACUGGCCAUCAGUCGUCGCAGUUCUUCGCGGUCGUUGUCAGGGGUAUUAGUGAACUGUGACUUCGAUUUCUCUCGUAGUUCCUCCUCCGUAUCAUCUUCACCAGACACAUCGGACUCAUCAUCUUCGCAUGAUUCCAUGCCAUCCGCCUCGGAUUCGGCAGUCAUGUCUUGA